AUUGGCUUCGAUCUCGUGCUUCUGGGAAGGAGAUCAUGGGGAAGAGGAACCAGGCCGAGAAAAGAGGCAAUUUGGGGAAGGGGAAGGUGACUCCAGUGCAGAUCGCCUUCAUCGUCGGCCGCUACCUCACGGACAAUAACUACACCAACACCCUCUCCGCUUUUAAAUCCGAAGCUGCCGAUCUCUUCUCCAAAACCCUAGGAAAAGAGGCGCCCAAGGGUUUGAUGGGAUUGGGUGAUAUAUUGGAUGAGUAUAUAAGUUUGAAGGAGCAGAGGUUAAUGGUAGAUCAGGAGAAACGGAGGUUGGAGAUGGCACUGCGAGGUAUACAAGAUGUGAUGAGAGUUUACUAUUCGGCCGGGGCGGUGAGUACGUCUCUUCCAUCAUCGCCGCCUCUUCUUCCUAAUGUCAUGGCCAUAUCGACGGGCCCGUUCUUUCCUGCGCCAAACUACAGUGCUGGAUCUCCUUCAGGCCAUAUGAUGCAAGGGCCCCUGGUAGUGAAUAACACAGUACAGCCAAUGCUUCAACAUAAAACUUCUGAACAUAAGAUUUCAUCUGUCAACAAGAGAAAACUUGAUCGAAAACUCCCUCCCGUUCAAAAGAAGUCCCGUGUUCAAUCACCUUCUGGUGGGGAAGGAAAUGCAUUAUCUUCAGAUGUACCACACACUGAAAACAACGAAAACAUGGGGAAACUUGUUGAUGUUCACUCAGCAUCAAUGAUUGAUCCAAAAACUGUAUCGCCAAUCCAGGAUACAUCUGCAGCACAGAGUUCAGUGAAGCAUCCAUCUGAAUGCGGAAGAGCCUCAGAAUAUCCAGCAGUAGAAGGCUUAGAGUUCGAGGUUGAUGACAUUUGCCGUGGAUACACCGGUAUGGGAUUCGGCGGCGGCCCGGAGGAGCGUGAUGGCCCCGGAGGGGGCCAUGAAAGGAGUGGCACGAGCAUGUGA
Dioscorea cayenensis subsp. rotundata (Guinea yam) is the source of this 941-nucleotide messenger RNA. RefSeq lists its product as uncharacterized. NCBI's taxonomy places the organism in Eukaryota, Viridiplantae, Streptophyta, Magnoliopsida, Dioscoreales, Dioscoreaceae. The record is from RefSeq and is a predicted model, not a curated record. The transcript is spliced from 5 exons. The coding region runs from base 36 to 941 and encodes 301 amino acids. Gene Ontology annotation, molecular function: protein binding.